Molecule: messenger RNA, 345 nt
Organism: Panonychus citri (citrus red mite)
Lineage: Eukaryota; Metazoa; Arthropoda; Arachnida; Trombidiformes; Tetranychidae
Exons: 1
Coding region: 1-345 (114 amino acids)
Source: RefSeq, a predicted model, not a curated record
AUGGAUGGAGAAGAUUAUGGUGAUAAUAGUGGCUAUGGUUAUGGCGGUGGUCAAGGUGGUGGUUAUGGUGGUGGUUAUGGAAAGGGCAAAGAUGGGGGUCGUGGUAGUGGUAGUGGUAGUGGUGGUUCUGGUGGUUUUACUGAUGGUGGUUUUGGUUCUGGCUUUGUUUAUGGUGGUGGUAAGGACAAAGAUAAAAGUGGUGGCGGUGGUUUCGGAAAUAAUGCAGGAGAUGUUAAAGGCGGUGGUACAGACAAAGAAGCAAGAGGCUCAGGCGGUGAUAGUUAUGGUUUUGCUAAUGUGAUGGAUAAUUUUUCAGAUUUUGGACAACUUUUUGAGCGUUUUUGA